UGAACCACAACAGGAACUUCUUCAGUCAGAUUCUUAACCCACUGAGCCACAGUGGGAACUCUGAUAAUCUGUGUCUCCCACGGAGCAGGUCUUUGUGACCUGGGUUAUAGAAAGAGUCAGGAGACACCACGCCGAAGUCAUGUGCCAUGUAGGAAAAAACGGAUCAAGUGGACUUCAUAAAAUCAACUUCUGUACUUCGAAAGACAUUUUUUUAAAAAAAGAGAUAAACCACAAAUAUCUGCAAAUAUUAUCUCUGAUAACCCAUAACCUAUAAAGUCCACCACCCAUAAUAUACACUUAGAACUCAGUGAGACACCUCAAUUAAAAAGGGGCAAAAGUCUGGAGCAGACCCUUCCCCCAAGAGGACCUAAGACCCUCAAUAAGCACGUGGGAAAAUGCCCAGUAUCCGCAGAAACACGGCACAGCUUAAAACAUCCGAACAGAACCCUGACCACACCAGAUCCUGGCGACACGGAACUGGGAUUCUCAGAGUUUGUGAAACGAUACAAUCAUUUUGGAAAACGGUCUUUUAAAAAUUAGAGGCUCUGGGAGCCAGCAAGCCCCCGCCUGAGAAUCCGCCCUAGAGGAGCGAAGCCCACGUCCCCCCAACUGUCCAGGGCAACGGUGCUCCCUGUGGACAGCCCCAAACGGAAGCUCGCCAGGUAUCCGUCAGCGGACGUGGCGAGGCCAGCAGAUGGGAUGGCAGCUGCGUCACCAGCAGGGACAUGGAUGUGCUGAGCGAGUGCGCCACAGGCACGAGCCCUGAAGACAUGCUGGGCGAGGCAGGUGGGGUCCGGAAGGCCCCCCGUCGGCUGCCAACGUUCUGCAGGUGACUGGUGCGGGCGGCUGCACGCGUUACCGAGGGUCGGGUGGAACAGCAUCAAAAGCAACAACCAUCGACAGGGAAAACACACAAACUCUGAAACAGACGUGCAAGAUCCUAACAUGGAAAGCUACAAAGACGCCCCAGAGACCCUGAGAGCCUGAGGAAAGGGGGCCCCUGUGCCCCGUCCACAGAUGGACACUCAAGCUGCAAGACAAUCAAAGUCGGACGGGUGUCUGCGCCCACCGCGCACACGGACCUGCACGGGGCCCCGCGUCCAGGAAGCUCUCGGAGGAGGAUCCGCUCUGCCUCCAGGGCCCAGGAGGUGCCCAGAAAGGAGCAGGCCGCAGUGGGCCCUGCCAACAGCCAAGGUGGUGCCGAGGGGCGCAGAGGAAGGGAAAGCCCAGGGAGGCGACCGUGCCCCCCGCUCGCUCCGAGGAGGCACCUGCGCGCGUGGGCGGCCCGCAGGUGCCCCGGAGGGCAGGGCUCUAAUGCCUUCACCAGGUGGCUUAGGAGGCCGUACUCACGUGCGUGGCUGUGGCGUGGCCGGCAGCUGCAGCUCCGAUUUGACCCCUUGCCUGGGAACAUCCAUGGGCCGCGGGUGUGACCCUAAAAAGACAAUAACCAACCAAACAAAACCACCACCCCAAGUCCCACGGACGGCAGCCAAACUGACAAUGAGCCGGAGACGGACACGCACCUGCCAGGACAGUCCCCUGGCCAAGGAGCCAGUGUCCCCACAGCCCCCAUCACUUGUGCUGACAAGAGGACAAUGACCGUCACUGUCACCCCCUUUGGACUGAAUACAGACCGGGCACCCGCGUGGUCCCAGGAGGGUGUGACCCCUAACUACCCGGGGGCUUGCCCUCGCCUGCCAGGAGGACACCCCCUGGUCCCAGGGGCUGCCCUCCCAGGACCCUCACGUGCACACGCAGCCCUGGGUGGCAGGGCACUUGGACAGAAGGCGGGGAGAGACGAUGGCAACGUGGCCCGAGGGCGCCCAGACCCCGCGCUUCCGUGGACAUGUGUCCAGGCUCCUUAAGGGAAUCUCAGGCGCCCCGUGCAGAGGCCAGCGCGGCUGCGGAGGGUCGGGGGCCAGGACACUGCCAGACUCGGGAAACCCAGCGCGCGCCUGGCCACUUACAGGCGGCUUCCAGCCCUAAACGCUCAAACGCGAGAAGGCGGCCUGCAAACUGCCCCUCCAGUCCAUGUGUGCCUGGCCCGCGGGGCCACCCAGGAGCUCUGCUGAGUCCGCGCUUUCCGCCGUGGAGACGUGUGUUUACCAUGUAAAUGGCUGGGUGUGGACUUUCUCCUGGUGGAUCUAUAAUUUCUCAGAAGAGAAGCUGAGAAACGACCUGGAAAGAAGUCAAAGCUCAAUAGAGGGAUGAGGACCAAGCUGGGCCCCUCGGCGCGGCUGCCGGGGCGCUGGGGAGGGGGCGCCCCGAGGCCCCCACCUCCUCCCUCUGCUUCCCCAGGUCAGGUCCGAGGGGCCUGACCCCACAACAGGCCUUGCCCUCCCUGACUCGGGUCCACCUUUUCAACCCCUUCCAGCCCCUCUGAGCGCAGGCCCAGUGCCCAGGGCGGGUGGAGGGCUGGGCAGGCCCCGCGGGCUGCCGGGCGGGCGGCCGGAGGGCGCCUCCUCCUGCAGGUCGGGAAGGGCUCUGACCUGCAGGCCCGGGGCCGUGGCCACGCCCCUUCCCCCAUCUGACCCCAGGCCACACGGGCACCUGUCCCAGGGCCUGGGCAGGGUGGGUGGCUGUGCCCCACAAACGCCCAGGAGGACAGCGUGGGGCCUGCCGCUGGUGGGGGCUGAGCUCAGGGCCGCUGGACCUGGCCCCCGAGGCCAGGCCAUGCCCCGCUCUCUUCCUGGGAGGACUCUGCGGGGACAGCAAACACGAGGUGGCCGGGCCCUGCCAAGCAUUCCUAGAAGAGGUUGGGGGAGGGGCAGCCGCCAGACACCAGCUGACCCCGGGGUCACAGGAGAAGCCAAGACUGGGCCAGGCCCCUGGACGCUGGGACAAGAACCCCACCCGGCAGGCAGUUAGGAAACGGGAGGAGGGGGAGGCCAGCACGCCGGGGAGGGGGCAGAGGCUUAACUCCCACGUGGCCGGGUGCUGGGCGGGGAGACCCCCGAGCUGCCCGAGGGGCCCCCGCCCACACGCGGGAGGCCAGCUGUGCCCCAGCUCCUCACGGGCUGCUCUGAGGGAGACCCCGGCCCGCCCACCCGCCCGUCCGGCCUGCAGCCCAGUGCUGCCCCGCCCAGCCCCGCAGGGGGACGUAAGAGGGGCCUGGAGGAGGGGCCGGGAGGAGGGGGACAGGCCCCUUGCGGCCCCUCCAUCUGCACCAGGCCCAUCUCGCCCCCCGAAGGCACUGCAGGGUGGAUGCCGCCCCCUGCCCGUGCCCUGCCGUCCGCACCGUGUGCCCUCAGUGCCGAGGCUGGCGGCCCGGCAGGAGGGGGUUAAGCGCGCUGGGGCCAGCAGGGCCGGGCUGACCGGUAAGGAGGGUGCUGGCCGCUGGCGGCGGCGGUGGGGAAAUCCAGAGGGCAGGAGCGGCCGGCCCAGCAGACGCGCCCAUUCGCCACCCGCCUGUGGCCCGCUCUGCACGAGGGAUGGCCCUAAGGAAAGGAGGCCACGCCCUGGCGGCGCUGCUGGUCUCCUGGGCGGCACUGGGCCCCUGCACCCUGGCGGGCACGGAGCCCGGGGUGCCAUCGGACACCGAGGGCCUGCCGUGCCCGGCUGCCUGCUCCUGCGGCCAUGACGACUACACGGACGAGCUCAGCGUCUUCUGCAGCUCCCGGAACCUCACGCGGCUGCCCGACGGCAUCCCAGACGCCGCCAGGGCCCUGUGGCUGGACGGCAACAACUUCUCCUCCGUCCCCGCGGGGGCUUUCCGCAACCUCUCCAGCCUGGGCUUCCUCAACCUGCAGGGCAGCGGCCUGGCCAGCCUGGAGCCGCAGGCGCUGCUGGGCCUGCAGAACCUGUACCACCUGCACCUGGAACGGAACCAGCUGCGCAGCCUGGCGGCCCACACCUUCCUGCACACGCCGGGCCUGGCCUCGCUUGGCCUCCACAACAACCUGCUCAGCCGGGUGGAGGAGGGCCUCUUCCAGGGCCUGACCAACCUCUGGGACCUCAACCUGGGCUGGAACAGCCUGGCUGUGCUGCCCGACACCGCGUUCCAGGGCCUGGCCAACCUGCGGGAGCUGGUGCUGGCCGGCAACAAGCUGGCCUACCUGCAGCCCGCGCUCUUCUGCGGCCUGGGCGAGCUGCGCGAGCUGGACCUGAGCAGAAACGCCCUGCGGAGCGUCAAGGCCAACGUCUUCGUCAAGCUGCCCAAGCUCCAGAAGCUGUACCUGGACCACAACCUGCUGGCCGCCGUGGCCCCGGGCGCCUUCCUGGGCAUGAAGGCCCUGCGCUGGCUGGACCUGUCCCACAACCGCGUGGGGGGCCUCCUGGAAGACACGUUCCCCGGCCUGCUGGGCCUGCACGUCCUGCGCCUGGCGCACAAUGCCCUCGCCAGCCUGCGGCCCCGCACCUUCAAGGACCUGCACUUCCUGGAGGAGCUGCAGCUCGGCCACAACCGCCUCCGGCAGCUGCCCGAGAAGGCCUUCGAGGGCCUGGGCCAGCUGGAGGUGCUCACGCUCAACGACAACCAGAUCCAGGAGAUCAAGGCGGGCGCCUUCUUGGGCCUCUUCAACGUGGCCGUCAUGAACCUGUCCGGCAACUGCCUGCGGAACCUGCCGGAGCAGGUCUUCCGGGGCCUGGGCAAGCUGCACAGCCUGCACCUGGAGCACAGCUGCCUGGGCCGCGUCGGCCUGCACACCUUCGCCGGCCUCUCGGGGCUGCGCCGGCUCUUCCUCAAGGACAACGGCCUCGAGGCCAUCGAUGAGCAGAGCCUGUGGGGGCUGGCGGAGCUCCUGGAGCUGGACCUCACCUCCAACCGGCUCACGCACCUGCCCGGCCGGCUCUUCCAGGGGCUCGGCAAGCUGGAGUACCUGCUCCUCUCCCGCAACCGGCUGUCGGCGCUGCCAGCGGACGCGCUGGGGCCCCUGCAGCGCACCUUCUGGCUGGACGUCUCGCACAACCGCCUGCAGGCACUGCCCGAGGCCGUGCUGGCACCGCUGGGGCGGCUGCGCUACCUCAGCCUCAGGAACAACUCGCUGCGGACCUUCGUGCCGCAGCCCCCGGGCCUGGAGCGCCUGUGGCUCGAGGGCAACCCCUGGGACUGUGGCUGCCCCCUCCGGGCCCUGAGGGCCCUCGCCCUGCAGCACCCGGGCGUCGUGCCCCGCUUCGUGCGGGCCGUGGCGGAGGGGGAUGACGACCGGCAGCCUCCCGCCUACGCCUACAACAACAUCACCUGCGCCAGCCCCCCGGCCGUGUCCGGCCUGGACCUGCGCGACCUCAGCGAGGCCCACUUUGCCCACUGCUGACCCGUGUGCUCAGGGGACCUGCUGGGUCCCGCCCCCAGUGGACCCCAGCCUGGGGCUGGGCCCGGGCCCUGUGGUGUGGCCCCCAGCCGGGUCCCAGAGGGCCAGCCCUCCCCACCCUUCCCCGAUUAAAAGCAACCUAAUGAA
Molecule: messenger RNA, 5396 nt
Organism: Phacochoerus africanus (Common warthog)
Lineage: Eukaryota; Metazoa; Chordata; Mammalia; Artiodactyla; Suidae
Gene: IGFALS
Product: insulin like growth factor binding protein acid labile subunit
Exons: 2
Coding region: 3432-5252 (606 amino acids)
Cellular component (GO): cell surface; extracellular matrix
Molecular function (GO): protein binding
Source: RefSeq, a predicted model, not a curated record